AUGGGCAGCUACCUGGGCAGGCCGGGGUCCCCGCCCGCGUCCCCGGCCCGGGCGCGCGCCCCCGAGCGGCCGCCGCUCCCCCGGCCGGCACCGCCCCUGCGGCAAGUGCAGCGGGUCCAGCUGGUCCACCGCGCCCACCCCGCGCCGCGCCACCGGCCGGCCCGCAGGCCGCCCUGCUGGGGUCCCGGCGGCCCCGCGGCGGGCGGCGUCAGCGAGGCCUGGAGGCGCUUCCCCAUGAAGAGGCCGCUCAACGCCAUCGUGGGGCCGCUGCCGUCAGACUGGUGGGAGAGCUACUUCACGCGCAGCGUCUGGUCCCUCCGGCACCCGCGGGCGCCGUGGAGCCCGGUGACCGUCAGGAUCGCGGCCCCCGAGCCCAGGGGGCCUCCCUCCGCUCGGCCCGUACACGCGAUCCACUCCGCGGGGCCUUCGCCCUCCGAGAAGCCCCUGGACCCCUGUGCAAAGGAGACGGUGCUGCGGGCGCUGCGGGGGCGCACGAAAGGGACAGCGAGGUGGGAAGAGCUUCCGUGUCCCGGGGGCUUGCAGGGCGCGACACGGAGUCCCGACCCCUGGCCGUCCGCGUUUCGGCCCCUGGCGGGAAACGGGGUCCUCACGUCUUUCGUGCCCCGGCCCGGGCCAGUGAAGAGGAGCCGGGACCCCCGGGGCUCGGACCUCAGCGGGAGCCCCGCGGCCCGCGCGCCCUGGUGGGGCCCCCCGCGCUCCGGGAGGAACGCCAUCAGCAGUUCGUACAGCUCGUCCAGCGAGCUCUGCGAGGCCUGGAAGAGAAGGGCUCCGGGGGCGUCCCUGCACACCCCAGAAUGGCCAGUGAGAAAGAAAGGAAAGGGUCACCAGUCUCGGUCUCCAGGGCCCCCGCCACCAGCCAAGUCCCAGGGUCAGGAGACCCCGCUGUCCCCGAGUCCGCCUCCCCCGCUCGGCGCUGCAGACCCUGGAGACGACCCGGCCUCGCGGCAGAAAGUCGGGCUCGGGCGGAGCAACGAAGCCGGAGAGCAUGCGCCCGCGGUCCCCGCGCGCCGUGUCCCCGCGCCGUGGUCCGCCAUCCAGCCUUCGGCGUCUCCCGGCCAGCCGUCUGCGGGCGCAGCUCGAUCCCCGGACACGGACCCGCAGUUGGGAAGCUUGGCGGAAACGCGGGAGCCUCCGCCGGCCUCGCCGCCGGCCGCGGGCCGGGCGGUCCCCGCAGCGCGCUCCCUCCCGACGGAACUGGGCGCGCGCUCCCGCGGCGUCUCCGGGUCAGAGCCCCGCCCCGGCACCUCUGAUCCCAGGUCCACAGCCGCUGCUCCCGCCCCAGCACCGGCCACUGACACCACGAGGCCGCCCUCCGCAGCUCAGGCUGGCGGGACCCCCACGCCUCGUGAGCCUCCUGCGGUCACCCCUGCACCACUCACCGUGCAAAGCGUGUCCUCUGGAAUGAGCGGCGGGGCUCCCCUCCUCCCUGUAUCUGCGCCUCCUGGGGCCGCUCCUGCUGACCCCACGCCACACCCCAUUUUGGAGCUCCCACCCAGGGCUGAGAUUGGAGACUCCUUACAGUCCAGAAUUUCAGCCACAGUUUCAGCUUGCUCACCCCCCGGGCUCUUGACUCCCACCUUCAAGCCUAUCUUUGGCAGCCGAGGAGCCCUGAACACCGAGCCCAGGGUAGCUCCUUUCUCCUCUGAGCAGACCCAUGCCCCAGCUACCCCUGCUGCCCCCCAUCUCCUCCACAGCCUGGUCAAGGCUACGGCCGUGGUCAUGUCCACCACCCCCGCCUCCACUUCGGACUCUUCUUUGGUGCCACCUGUGGAUUUCGGUGCCGUGAGCGUCAGCGGCACCGUGGGCCACCCUUACCCCACCCCUGCUUCCUGCCACACGCUGCUUCUCCGGGCCUCCUGUACCUGCAGGGCCGGUCUCUCCCAGGCCGCAAGCUCCACCUUCCCUGCCCACCCGCGUGCUGCCCUCCCGACCGUCCACACAGUCACCAUCUUCAGCCAGCUUCUCUCCAGCGCUGUCCAGAUAUCACCUAGUAAAAGCACUGCCAGUGUGGGCGGCACGGGCAGCCCUCUGCCAGCCUCGGCCUCGGCAGCCAGGAGCCAGCCUGCGUUAACAUCCUGCAUCUGCGGCGUGAGCUCGACACCCCCAGCACCCUCUGGGUCAGGCUCAAGGCCACCUUUCCCCCCCUCCCCAGGAGCCCCUCUCCAGCUGGCACCUGGGCCUACAGAUGGGCAGAAGCAGGGCGCCCCCCAACCGCCCCUUGGCCCAAGGUUCAGUAGGUCUUUCAGUUUGGGGAAGUCAGCACUGGCAUCCCCGAUCCCAGCCCCCACCCCAGCCGGGCCAGCCUUCAGCAAGCCCGCGCAGUCCACCUCUGGGGGCCUGGCACCCUCCGCCUCCGCCUGCCACGUCCCCUCUGGCCCCCCUGGCAUCUUGCCAAACUUUGGCAGCGUCCCAGCAGGGGUUCCCAUGGGCCAAGCUGGCGCCACUGGCUUUGGAGCCGCCACCCAGGCCCACGCGAGCGGGGCUCGUGGCUCAGUGUUCGGCAGCACAGCCCCGCGGCCUUUUGCCUUUGGGGGGUUAGUGACCCCUAUGGAUUGUGGGGAGCCCGGGGUCAGUGCGACGGCCCCGGACAUGCACUCCAGCUCUGGGGCAUUCGGCACCAGACAGCUGCCAAGUGGGACCACGGGCACCGUCUCGCCCUUUGGAAAAGGCUGGAGCCGGAAUGCGCAGGGCGUGGCGGGCCCGAGCCUGCCUUUCGUCUUGGGCACGACCAACAGCUCCUCAAGGAAGACCAUGUCUGGGGGCCACGCCAGGGCCCAGGGCUUUGCUCAGAGCACCCGUGUCCCCAGGCCAGUUAAGAGAAGCAGCGGCCUUGGCCCUGGGAUGCCCUCUCUGCCUGCGCAGGGUUCUGUUGGGAGAGGGCUUUUCAGACCAUCGGCCUCUUCCUUUUCCAUUGGAGCAAAAUCAAAAACCCCCAGGACUCGGGAACAAGGCCAUUCCCGAAGGCAUCAUGCCCACAAGAAAUAACCCGUGUCCCCUCUCGCCCGGUCUGGGCCUCAGUAUCGUGAAGAGCCUCAGUGCCUUCCAAUUCUCUAACACAAACAUAGCCCAGAUUUAAGGUAGAGCUUCGCAUAUUCACCUCGUGGGUCCUAAUCCAUCGUCUAGAAAGCGGAGGACCAAGGUACCUAAUGGUAACAGCGGAAUGAAACUGGGUAGAACCAAACCUCUGGAGUUGAAGCAACUCGCCUUCUUGCCCACUCCUCUCCGUGAGGUGUGAGCACAGUCAGGACACCGCCGCUUGCUUUCUCCUUGGGAAAAGACCUGCUGGGAAGGUGGCGAGCACAGCCCACACGCUCUGGCAUCCUGAGGGGGGGGAACAGAUUCUCUCUAAGCCACAGCCUUUUACUUGGCCUAAGAAAUGGUUCCCUUUCUCUUGCGCCCUAGGAAUUUCUGCGCUGACUUCUCACUGCUUUGUUCUUCAGUGAGUUCCCGGAGGAGCUUUUGAGAUCAUUUGGCCUUAAAUCAAAUUUGGUGAAAUCUGACCUAAUUUUCCUUGACUGAUCAACCCUCAAGGGCGCCGAGAUAGGCUACUCUCGCUGGGUCCCUUCCUGCCACCAAGCCCCUUCAGUCUCUUCCGGGAGAGAUCGGGCCCUAGCCCAUCCUUUUCUCUGCCCAUUUGGACCCUGAGAGCUUGGGAAGUCAAGACUCAGUCCGUCCGUCCGUCCGUCCGAUCUCCGCGGUCACUCCUCCUUCCAGGAGAGGAAGGCCCUUGGCCAGUGUCCCACGAGGCUCGGAUCUGUGCAGGGACGUGCUCUCGUCACCUCGCCCGGCACUACCGUGCAGGUCACACUUCAGGCUGAGCCUGGACGCGGAAUGG
Molecule: messenger RNA, 3856 nt
Organism: Hyaena hyaena (striped hyena)
Lineage: Eukaryota; Metazoa; Chordata; Mammalia; Carnivora; Hyaenidae
Gene: POM121L2
Product: POM121 transmembrane nucleoporin like 2
Exons: 1
Coding region: 1-3006 (1001 amino acids)
Biological process (GO): RNA export from nucleus; protein import into nucleus
Cellular component (GO): nuclear pore
Molecular function (GO): structural constituent of nuclear pore
Source: RefSeq, a predicted model, not a curated record